Molecule: messenger RNA, 984 nt
Organism: Galendromus occidentalis (western predatory mite)
Lineage: Eukaryota; Metazoa; Arthropoda; Arachnida; Mesostigmata; Phytoseiidae
Exons: 7
Coding region: 91-984 (297 amino acids)
Source: RefSeq, a predicted model, not a curated record
GAUACACUAUCGUUCUAGAGAGGAGACCCUCGGGCUUCCGUGAUCUGGUUUUACAUUAUUGAACGAAGGCUCGAGUCCCCGUUGCGCAACAUGCGAGGCAAAGAAGUCUUCGAUUUCGACGCUAUCGCCUGUCCCAACACUUUCGAGGAUGAUCCGAAAGUAGAUGUCUUUUUCGAUCGCGUCAAACAAUGUGCGAAGCGAGAGGUGCUGCGGAAGACCGCCUUGACGAAAAAUUUGACGGCGACCGUCCAACGGGUAUCCAUGACAGAAGCCGCGAGGAAAAAUAUUCAGAAACGAGCUAGAAGUUUUCGUGAGAGGUUCCUGCCUCAGCGGAAAGACAAGCCGGUCGUGGCCCAGAAGGAAAAUGAUGGAGCGCAACUUCAUGAGCAAGUCACGCCCGUGAAUCAAGUUCUGAAUAAGCCGCCCCUCGUCCCUCCGAGGACCCGUCGCGUCGGCGCUCGAUCGAUAGACAUGCGAGACGAAAACACUCCCAAACAAGAUGUCAAGUUGGCUAAGACGACACCCUUGCGAUCGAAGAGAGUCUUCGCUAAGGAGACGGAGGAGCUCAAAAAUUCCCAUCCCACUGUGACACCCAAGCGCAAGAGAUCCCUGACAAAGGCGACGAGGAUCCGAUUCGAGCCCCGAGAUUCCCUGCGUCGAAUGUCACUGAGGAAAUCGAUAACUAAGGCUCAGAAGACCUCGAAAAUCCCUAAGCUCCGGAAACCGUACGCGGGCGUGAGAACCAAAGUCGGUGAUGCAAUCCGUGCGGUGCUACCGAAGAGAUCGAAACCAAAAGUUUCAUCGAAAGCUGUUAAAAUCAUGAAGUUGCCCGAGAAAAAAAUAGUAAUUCAUUCGAGCAAUCCUAACCCAGCCGGGAAAACACUUGCUCAGCUGGUGAAUGAGUUCCAGAAGUCUCCGCGCCAAUACAGCCUGAAGAAGCUCAACAUGAAGGAUAAUCGAGAAGCCUGGAAGAGCUAUUUCUAA